AUGUUAUGUUGUGGCUGGAGCGACCCGUUGUCUUCUUUUUCUUUCGAAUUGAGAGAGGGAGGGGGGCAUAUUUGCAUUGCUGUGUGUGUGUGUGUGUGUGAGUCACGGCCCUUGUGUUGCACCGUCUGUUCGGAUACUUUCUGCCUUGUUUUCUUCCAAGCUGCUUUGAUCCCUGUCCUUUUGUUGCUUCUCGUCAACAGUUUAUAUAAGGCCAUGUUAGGGACAAGUUUUUCGAACAAUAUUUUUCGCGAAUACGGCGUGGAGCUUCCAAUGGUCCACGACUCAAUGGAUGAGGCAAGGCGAGAGGCGCAGCGCAGGGGGUUGUACCUCCUUGUGUACAUUCAUUCCCCGACGCAUGAGGACACACAUGAAUUUCUGACAAAAGUGCUGUCAGCUCCGCAGGUGCGGGAGCUCUUUGGGACUCGUUUUGUGUUGUUUGGGGCUUCAGUCUUGGAGCUAGAGGGCCGCCGACUGGAAGGUGAGAUGCAGGUGACGACGUUCCCCUUCCUUGCUGUCAUGCUGAAGCGCAGCACCGUGCUGAAGGUAAAAGGUCUCCUCCCUGCCGAGGACCUCGUACGGAAUUUUCAAAUGGCCUUCGAGCACUGGGACGGGCGGUUGGCGGAGGAGGUCCACCAGCGACUGGAACGGGAGGAGAAGGAGCGGGCCCGCCGCGAGGAGGAGCAACGGGCCCACGAGAUGCGUGCAAUCGACCUCGAGCGCAUCCGACAGUACGAGGAAAAGGUGCGGGAGCGGCGGGAGCGGGAAGAGCGGCUGCAGCGCGAGCGGGAGGCGGCGGAGCGGCAACGGCGCGAGGAGGAAGAGAUGCGGAGGAGGCAGCAGCAGGAGGAGGCGCGGCGUCGCUCUCGGGUGGAGGAAUUGCGUGCGGCCGCAACCGCACGGCUGCCGGUGGAGCCCCCCGCCGAUGCCGACGCGUCGACCGUCGCGUUCAUUAGUCUAAAGUCGCUUCGCGGAAAGCAAUAUCAUCGCCGUUUCUAUCGCACUGAGAAGCUCCGCCACAUGCGCGACUACGCGAUGUCGCUGGAGGAUUAUGAUGGCGACGGGUUUCAGCUGGUUGCCGGAUACCCACCGCGCCCGCUGGAUUUGGACGGCGACAGGACUUUUGGCGAUGUGCCGGUGCUUCUUCCUCGCGCUGUCGUCCUGAUGCGCGCUGAGUGA
Messenger RNA from Trypanosoma cruzi, 1176 nucleotides. RefSeq lists its product as uncharacterized. NCBI's taxonomy places the organism in Eukaryota, Euglenozoa, Kinetoplastea, Trypanosomatida, Trypanosomatidae. The transcript has a single exon. Gene Ontology annotation, cellular component: endoplasmic reticulum. Bases 1 to 1176 code for a protein of 391 amino acids. The record is from RefSeq and is a predicted model, not a curated record. Gene Ontology annotation, molecular function: ubiquitin binding.